AUGGAAGAGCAGCACGCCGGCGAUCCCCUCCGAGACGUCGACACCACAUCCGAUCCUGCAAGCUCUACGACGCUGUCCUCCUCCGAGUUGACUCUGCGCUUCCCCCGCCCACAAGGCAACCGCCAUCUAGCUAGCUGGAUCUCUUCUAGCGAGCCCGACAUCAUGAACCCCUCCGACGCAACCGACGACGACCACUUGGCCGAGUCUUCCUUCGAGUUCAUCAAUACAGACGACGAUCUUGAGAGCCAGGAUGAUAGAGGAACUGAGGUUGAGACUGAGGCUGAGUCUCUGAGCUCCUUCGACUACGCUCGACCUGAUGAUGUCCAUAGUCUCGACGGCAUCGAGCGUACCGAUGACACUGCCAGUCGCUCUGACAUGGAUUCGGAUAAUGAGGACGAUGCUGCCGAGGAUCGAUCAAGAGCUUCCUCGAUUCAGUACGCGGAGCAGAGCCUCAUGAAUCCGUCUUCUCGGGUGCCUACGCCUCCCCUGGAGCGUCAGAGUAUUUCCAGCGCCCCCAACACAGAGAACAUCACCCACAACCAUGUCACACACUAUUUCCAAGAGCCGAACCCUCUUUGCUCUGUUUCUGUUAUUCAGGUCAUGGCUCAGUCAUAUCUGCUCAACAAGGGCCCUCUUCGGAUCUUAUAUCAGGGCGACCCUUCGGCUAAGAACGACAUCACUGACAAGCUCACCUCGGCCUUAGCGGCUUCUCCCUCGCCGCAAGAGGAUGAUAUCACCGGCGAUACAUGUGAUCCUUCCUCCAAGGACCUGCAGGUGAAGACCUGCACGGCCGCCAUGGAAACGGUCUAUCAGGGAGAGCAAGUUUACUCAAUCACUGUCGACAAUAACCGGACGUUCCAUUCAGAGUUUGCCUCUGGCGGUGCCGUCAUCACACCGCACUGGACCGUUCCCCAUCUGGCCGUCUUCUUUGUCACGGAGAACGACGAUGAGGCUGUUCGCCAGGCUCGCGCGGUAACUUGGGGGUUUGUGCAGCGACAUGCAAUUCCUCAUGUGUUCAUUUCGAGCACCGAGCUUUUUGAGGAGCAGCCCACCGAGGACUGGAGCGACAAGAUCAACCAACACGGCCCCCAUCGAUGUGUGGAGUUCUCUGAUCGAGAUAUUACCCCUGUCAGGCUGCCAAUUGACCUCAAGUCUUUCAAAGAGAUUGAUGCCCGUCAGAUGAACCGCAACCUUGCCUAUCUGACUGGCCUCUACAAGACCGAGGAUGAGCGUCAGACAGGAGCAUGCUCCGAGCUCUACGCGCAAUCACUGAAGCAGCUCCGCCGUGCUCGCCAGUAUGUGGUCUCAAAGUCAGAAGACCUCGACCUCUGGUCAGUUGCGCAGUAUUCCGGCCUUUCUGUCAUCCUCAUCACGGCCCUGCUCCUUGGCAACUGGCACCUGUCCGGCUCGUCCGCAACCGUACCGGCAGUUUCGACUUCUGCUGUCCCUACCCCUGUCGUGUCUCCUACUCCAGUGUCGGUAUCCACUUCCACCAUUACCAUCAACCUCACCUCAACAACAACGAUCAGAGUUCCGCAGGCAAAGACUUCGCAGGGGAGCACGGCUAUUGCACCAUUUGCUGAGCUUGCCGACUUCUUCGCUGACAAGUUCCCCGAGUCUCCAAAGAACUAUGUCUGUUCAGCAGACAAGCACAGCCGCAACGAGAUUCUGGUCAGGAUUCCCUCGGGUACCAAGACUUCAUGGCUUGCCAAGGAUUCCAUCAGCAUCGAUGUUCUCAAGGGCGAAAGAUCCGUUAAGACCAAGUUCUCAUCCACCGAUGAGGGCAUCAUCAUCGAGAUCCCAAGGAAGGAAGCAUAUGGCGUAGUGACCGUCGCCGUCAAUACCACACGGAAGCCCAAGGUCAACGAGACCUUCUUCGUUGACUUUGGCAAGUCAGCAUUCGAGGAGUGCCUUGGCUUUGGAAAGUCCGUCGCUGCCGGCAUUUACAGCGCUGCUCAGCGCGGCGCAGAGCAGGCUGCCACACUGGCAUCCCUGAAGAACUCGGUUGUGGAGGACCUUAGAGAAGUGUCCGCCCGAAUUGGCGAGGAUGCCUCAAAGACUGCAAACUACCUCAAGACCUCAUGGAACCCUGCAUACUUGACUGAGAGCUGGCAGCAAGUUCGGGAGUCUCGCCAAGCGCAGGACACCCUGGAUUGGGUAGACAUCAAGCACAAACAUGCCCAAAUCCAGUCAUGGCUCCUUUGGCUCAAGAUUACUCACCAGACGGACAAGCACAACACCUAUCUCGCCAAAGCCAAGAAGUACAUGUCUGACAAGAAGGCUGCAGCUGAGACUGCCAGCAAAGAGCGCUUGGAAAGAGAGAAUUUGGAAAUGCGAGCGCGUCGGAAGAGGGAGCGUCUCGAGGCUAGAUGUCAAUCAGGCUUCUCCCGUUGGACGCAGCAAUGCAAACAGCAGAUCUAA
Colletotrichum chrysophilum is the source of this 2421-nucleotide messenger RNA. RefSeq lists its product as uncharacterized. The transcript has a single exon. The record is from RefSeq and is a predicted model, not a curated record. The coding region runs from base 1 to 2421 and encodes 806 amino acids. Lineage: Eukaryota; Fungi; Ascomycota; Sordariomycetes; Glomerellales; Glomerellaceae.